Molecule: messenger RNA, 489 nt
Organism: Miscanthus lutarioriparius
Lineage: Eukaryota; Viridiplantae; Streptophyta; Magnoliopsida; Poales; Poaceae
Source: the annotation of a GenBank genome assembly
AUGGCGGCCGUCUCCUCCACCUCCACCGCCUACUUCUCCACGCAGCCGCAGCUGCCGACCUCCACCGCCGACCCUACCGCCGAGGCCGCCAGCAGCAGCCUGGUGCGGCAGCCACGGCGGAGCAGCAGCUUCGUGAUGGUGGAGGCGUCCUCUGCCAGCGGCAGCCACGGCGGGGUGGCCAGGACGAAGAGCCUCACGGAGGACGACCUGGAUGAUCUCAAGGGCUGCCUCGACCUCGGCUUCGGCUUCGCGUACAGCGAGAUACCCGAGCUCUGUGGGACGCUGCCCGCGCUCGAGCUCUGCUACUCCAUGACCCGGAGGUUCCUCGACGAGCAGAGGCCGCCCGGGCAGGAGCUGGAGGAGGAGCCUGCGUCGCCGCCGCUCCCCAAUUGGAGGAUCUCUGGACCGGGUGACGAUCCAGAGGAAGUGAAGGCCAGGUUGAAGUAUUGGGCUCAAGCAGUAGCAUGCACUGUCAAGCUCUGCAGCUAA